Messenger RNA from Melampsora larici-populina 98AG31, 735 nucleotides. RefSeq lists its product as uncharacterized. The coding region runs from base 1 to 735 and encodes 244 amino acids. The record is from RefSeq and is a predicted model, not a curated record. Lineage: Eukaryota; Fungi; Basidiomycota; Pucciniomycetes; Pucciniales; Melampsoraceae. The transcript has a single exon.
AUGACUCAUCCUAAUCUCCCUAGUCGCUCUCGUCGUGUUGAUCCUUCGUCUCAAAUACCUCUCUCUCCGAUUUCAGAGGUAUCCUCCAAUUCUCUCUAUAUUGAUUAUGUUCAAAUUCCUUCCGCUUCUGCUCCUGGAGACCUCAACUAUAACAAUGUUCUUCAGAGCACUCCUAUCUCUCCUGAACAUCCUCCUCUAGAAUUUGACCAAAUUUUCAUUCGACGUUCUCGAAAACGCAAUGCCGUCUUAUUAGAACAUGGUCUUCCUUCUGCUCCUUCUAUUCCUUCUGCUCCUUCCGUUCCUUCUGCUCCUUCCGUUCCUUCAGUUCCUUCUGCUCCUUCCGUUCCUUCCUCUCCUUCCGUUCCUUCCGUUCCUUCUGCUUCAUCUCCUGCUAAAAGAAGACGUAAUGAGGCCUUGAUUGGGAAUCGCAAUGCUAUCUUUGUGGAAGACGGACUUCCUUCAGUUGUUCGUGGUACAUCUCCCACUCGACGAAGACGUAAUGCGGUGAUCUUUGAGAACGGUUACAUUCCUACUCAUCAUCAACAUUUCAUUCAAAACACUCCAAGUUCUCAACCCAAAGACUCUGAUUUCUCUGCUUCUCAAAUCGCUCAAGCUUUACUAAAAUUUAGAGAUCAAGAGCUGGCCCUUGCUGAUGAAAGUUCCGAAUGGGACUUGAGUGCUUUUCAUUCUGAUGAAGACGUUGAUCUGGGUACUAAAUCUGGAGUUGAGGCGUAG